AUGCCCAUCCUUGAACGCCGCCGACCAGGCCAACGGCGCCCCGAAAGAAGAGUAAUCGACAACGACGACGAGGCUCCCGGAAGCGACCUUCCCGAAUACGAACCGCUCGCUUGCCCUCUUACUGCGGAGGCUAAGCGCGCCAUCGCCGAACUCUCCAACAGCCGUGAUGUUCACCGUUACCAGAACCACGUAAAAGCCUCUAUCCGGCAUCUCGGCACCUCCGUUGCUGGCAUCAACGACAGCGUCCGCAUCCGUCACGAGCAUAUCCAGCGCCUUGUCGAGAAGCGCGCCGAGUCCAACGACCUCGGUAGCCAGGAGAAGUCACAGCGCGAGGUCGAACUUGAGACCUACACCGCGACUCUCGACGACGAGGUCCCUCGCCUCACGGCCGAGGCCGAGGCCGCCCUCCGUGACCUCAUCGACAGGCAAGUCGAGCUCGAUGACGAAAAGGCUGCCAUGGCGGAGACGGUGUCGUACUUUCAGGCUAUGCCCGAGCAGGCGCCGCGCCAGCGCAGGCGGACCCGCGUGGAAGCCCAUGGCGACGACUCGAAUAUGGACGAGGAAGGGGACACGGUGGACGACCUGCCUCCGCCGCCGGAUCACUCUGUCAUUGACAUUCUCCGCCAGCGCCGUGCCGAUAAGACCCAUGCUUACCAACGCCAACCCGCGUAUCAGCGCUACGCCUUAAACAACGACUACGCCGCUUUCAAGAAGCUCUGGCACGACGCCGCGCACGGGGACACGGAGGUGCCCCUGCCUAACGCCAAGCGGUGGUUCGACAAUGCUGGAAACCCCGUUAUGCCUGCUACGCACCGCCAACCCGGAAACAUUAAGGGCGAACCCGGAGCUCAACGGGCGGACGAUAGUGAUGAGGAUAUUGUUAUUGCGGGCGAGGUUAUAGAUUAUAGGUGCCCGCUUUCGAUGCAGUUGUUUGAAAACCCGGUCAGCAACAAUGUCUGCAGUCACACGUACGAGAAACAAUGGAUCGUCGACAUGUUGCAGAAGGCGCCUACGAAGCGUGCGCAGUGCCCCGUUGCGGGCUGCUCCAUGGAGCUGGGUCUCGACAAUCUGUACGACGACCAGGUGAUCCUGCGCAAGAUGAAGCGCGCGCUGGAAGAACAGCGUCGCCGCGAAGAGGAAGAGGCGGACGACAGCAGCUCUGAUGACGAGAAUGAGGACGAGCCUCGUCAGGUCAAGCGUGAAGCUCGUGGCAAGAGUCAAAAGCGCAAGGUUGAAGAGAUUGACGACGAAUGA
Messenger RNA from Colletotrichum graminicola M1.001, 1254 nucleotides. RefSeq lists its product as uncharacterized. Gene Ontology annotation, cellular component: Smc5-Smc6 complex; nucleus. The record is from RefSeq and is a predicted model, not a curated record. Gene Ontology annotation, biological process: double-strand break repair via homologous recombination; protein sumoylation. The transcript has 2 exons. Lineage: Eukaryota; Fungi; Ascomycota; Sordariomycetes; Glomerellales; Glomerellaceae. Gene Ontology annotation, molecular function: SUMO ligase activity; zinc ion binding. The coding region runs from base 1 to 1254 and encodes 417 amino acids.